AAUAUAUGCUUAGCGGUGUGCUACUCGAGAGAGAAGAUAUUCUUCAUCAUGGCGGAGCAAGAAAGUCCAGAAUAUGGCACAGGGGAUUUCGUCCUUUUGGACGAAAUCACUAAAUCUGCCUUCAUGGAAAACCUUGACACUCGAUUCGAAAAAGAGCGAAUUUACACCUACAUUGGCGAGGUAGUAGUCUCAGUGAAUCCUUACACGACUUUAGAUAUUUAUGGGCAGGAUAAAGUCAAAGAAUAUCGUAAAUCAGAAAUGUACGAAAAGCCACCUCAUAUUUUCGCCUUGGCCAAUGCUGCCUACACUACGAUGAAGAGAAACUCUGAAGACAGUUGCAUUAUUAUCUCUGGUGAGAGUGGUUCUGGGAAGACAGAAGCCUCAAAAAUCAUCAUGAAUUUCAUCGCUGCCAUUACAAAUGUCUCAAAACAAAAAGAAAUUGAAAGGGUCAAAGAUAUUCUCCUCAAAUCUAAUGUCAUAUUGGAGAGUUUUGGGAAUGCCAGGACAAACCGAAAYGACAAUUCCAGUCGUUUUGGAAAAUACAUGGACAUUGACUUUGACUUCAAAGGGGAUCCYAUUGGGGGACAUAUUUUCAACUAUCUACUGGAAAAGUCAAGAGUCGUUAAACAACAACAAGGAGAAAGAAAUUUUCAUUCAUUUUACCAGCUUCUAGACGGCGCACCAGAUAAAACUCUCCAAGAAUAUGGCUUGAGCGGAGAUCCCAUGGACUACUACUACACCAAGCAAGGCAAGCAAGUCAAGAUAUCGACCAUCAACGACCAGAAACAAUACRAAGUCAACUGCGAUUCUAUAAAAGCUGUUGGCUUUAGAGGAGAAGAACAGAAGACUAUCUGGCAGCUGGUGGCAGCAGUUCUUCACYUGGGAAAUGUUCGGUUUGAGGUCGAAGACGACGACUCUGUUGUCAUCAAAAACAGGGAUGUGCUAAGAAUCAUUGCGGGUCUACUGGGAGUCAGGCCAUCGGCACUGGAGAAAGCCUUGUGCUUUAGAGUGGUAGCAGCGAAGGGAGAGGUAAUGGAGAGAGGGCACAGCAAAGAAGAGGCGUCUCAUGGCAGGGAUGCGUUUGCUAAGGCCAUCUACGAUCGCUUGUUUACUUGGAUAGUCAGCCGCAUUAACGAAAGCAUAGAGAUUCGUGACAAACAACACCACGGCAAGUGCUCCGUCAUUGGUGUUCUUGACAUCUAUGGGUUCGAGAUCUUUGGAAAGAACAGUUUCGAGCAGUUGUGCAUCAACUACUGUAACGAGAAACUGCAGCAGCUCUUCAUCGAACUUGUGUUGAAGGAAGAACAGGAGGAGUAUCGCCGCGAGGGAAUCGAAUGGGAAGAUGUCGAUUAUUUCAACAACAAAAUCAUCUGCGACCUGAUUGAACAAAACCACAAGGGAAUCUUUGCUAUCAUGGAUGAAGGAUGCUUGAACGUUGGAAAGAUCACCGACCAGAUGCUGCUACAGACUAUGGACCAGAAACUUGGAAARCACCAUCACUACAAGAGCAGACUUACUGACCCCUCUGACAGAAGCAUGGAAUUCCAUCGUGACUUUGGCAUCAAGCAUUUUGCUGGCGAUGUUGUUUAUGAUGUCAAUGGUUUCUUGAAGAAAAACAAAGAUACACUGUAUCAAGAUUUCAAGCGUCUUCUUUACAACAGUGAACACGAGGUGUUACAAGAAAUGUGGCCUGAAGGUCAAGAGGCCAUCACAGCGGUCACCCAACGUCCUGCUACCGCUGGGACUUUAUUCAAAAACUCGAUGCUGGCUCUGGUGGAGAAACUCAAGUCCAAGAGACCUUUCUAUGUACGCUGCAUCAAGCCUAAUGACAUCAAAUCAUCUUCUCUGUUUGAUGAAAAAGUCGUUGGCAACCAGGUUGACUAUCUUGGUUUACUGGAAAAUGUUCGCGUGCGACGAGCAGGCUAUGCAUUCAGGACGCACUACAAACGCUUUCUCACAAGGUACAAAAUGAAUUGUGACGAAACUUGGCCAAACUAUCGCGGUAGCGACAAAGAUGGCGUGAAGACUCUCAUUGAAGAUAUGGGCUACUCUCGAGAUGUCAAAUAUGGAAGGAACAAGAUCUUCAUUCGAAGUCCCCAGACCAUAUUCGCAUUGGAGCGAGCGAGGGCAGAGAGGAUUCCACCAAUGGUAAACUUCCUCCAAAGGUGUUGGCGUGGAGGUCUUGCGAGAGACAAAGCACGCAAGAUGCGUUCUACCUACAUGAUCAUGAACUGCUUCAAACGGCAUCAACAACGAAGAUACCUGGAGGAACUCAGGCAAAGAUAUCGUCGAUGCCAAGAUCAAAGAGACUUUGGAAGAAGUAUUGAAUGGCCUGAACCUUCUUAUUGCUCCAGGCAAAUAGCUAGUUAUGCUAAGGCUAUUUAUGACAGGUGGUGGGCCUACAAACUCAUCUCUACAAUCCCGGACGACCAGAUGGACGAAGUGAUGCUCAAGUGCUCUGCCUACAGCUGUUUGAACAAGCAAAGGAAGUCAUGGGGUUUGCGAGAUAGAUGGCAUGGCGACUACUUGUCUAUGUCCAACGAGGGAUGUGACCGUGCUUUGUACCAGAAGGCGUUGCCACCAUCGACUCAUAUUAUUCACUUCUCAUCGUUCUCAAGGAAGAUCAACAAGCACAACAAAAUYGUGAAGAGAAUCCUUGUUCUGACCGAAAAGUUUAUCUUCAAACUGGAACCCGAGAAGUACAAAAUCAUGCGAAAAAUUCCAUUGGAGAAGGUCACAGGUCUCAAAAUUUCCAACGGAAAAGACCAGCUGAUUGUAAUCCAACUAARAGAUCGCAACGACCUCGUGGUUUGUCUUUAUAACAAACCAAAAGCUAAUCGUGUGGUCGAACUGAUGGCCAACAUCUACCUUCAAGUUUUUCAAUUGUAUGGAAGGAGUGUGCCAGUCACAGUGAGUGACGAUCUGGAUUGCCAAUUGGGCAAGAAGACCAAACGACUAGAAAUUCAAAGUGCCCCAAGCGACUCCACGGCAAACUUCAAACCAGCUGGCAACRAUGGCUUCGUUUUGAUGUGGCCAAAGUCUAGUAAAAACAAAAAAAGGUCUUGAAUACCAACCGACAAAACCACUUCCUCCAUCACUUUUGUCUUUUGAUGUUAAUCGCUGAAAUUGUCAACGCUGUUCCUAGUUUUUCACGUAUCGAUGUAAAGCAGUAUUUACAAAGAACCGUCACGUGCUCCAUCCCGCCAUGUUGAAUUGGAAGCUGGASUCAUUGGAAAAAUUUGCACUUUUUUAAAAUUUUAUACACUGAUUUACGAGUAAGCUUUGUACCAUCAACUAAAAUAUCAGGUCUAGGAUUUUGGUAUCGAGGUGCAGGCUAGUAAUGAUAGGCGCAAAUCAGUUGAGGCUUUAGUUCAGAGUAAUSUCUUGCGAUCGGACAUAAUAGUUCCCGGCACAUUUCCAAAAUAUCCUUUCAUAGAAAGAGGGUAUCCAGUGGACCUCCGCUAGAUCUGCCAAUAAAUUAGAAUGCAUAUUUUUUGGUCAAUAUUGCUGAAAUUACCAUAUCACGAGACUUGUUGGAGCAAGUAAGUUUGUCYUUCAUUCACUUCAUGACCCAGCAAAAGAAAAUACGAUUUUUUAAAAAAAGUUUUAAAACGUUUAAAUUGAAAUACAGCGAAAUAAUAGUAUCACAUGAGUAAUCAUAGGUAAAAAAAAUCUUAACGUUCUAAUUCGCUGCGCUCAAACGAACGUAAAUUAUUUCUAAUGAUUACCAUAGCAACUGCUAACGAUCAACUCUAAUCAUGCAAUGUUAAAAUUCAAAUCCACCACUUGUAAAAGUGUCUAUAUAUUUACCAUGCAAAAUAUUUAUCGUAUAUUUUUGUUAAUUUGGUAUUAAUAACGUUUAUAAGCCACGGCGACAUGUAGAAUAKAGUAAGAUCAACAUUUCCUWAAGGCCGGUUUAGAYGGUACGAUUUYCGCCUACWACUAUCGUAUACAACAYGCUCGCGUCUKUCGUAGGCGAGUUGUAGGCUGUGACGCUACGACUCGAGUURUAGGAUGGCGCGAGCGUGUUGUAUACGAUAGUURUAGGCGAAAAUASUACCGUCURAACCRGCCUUUACAACGCACUAGCGUAUGACUUUCUAUUCURUUCACUAUGAAGGAGUCAGAGAACUUAGAUGGGUUGCCUGUGUAGYUUAUUUUUACCGGGGUGGUCAUAUCAUGACUCAGACUAAGGUCCUCUCCCUGACAAGAUACAGGCAUUUCAUCCUAGUGAAGCUUAAGGUUUUCACUACAUUUGUAUAAUCGAUGAGAGGCACAAAGAAAUCUAGAUCUAGUUUUAAUUUUAGAUACAGGAUAUUAUAUGUUUUUUAAAGAAAAUACUACAAUAAAAUUAAUUUCUGUU
Messenger RNA from Actinia tenebrosa (Australian red waratah sea anemone), 4363 nucleotides. RefSeq names its product unconventional myosin-Id. Gene Ontology annotation, biological process: actin filament-based movement; endocytosis; actin filament organization. Lineage: Eukaryota; Metazoa; Cnidaria; Anthozoa; Actiniaria; Actiniidae. Gene Ontology annotation, cellular component: actin cytoskeleton; plasma membrane; myosin complex. Gene Ontology annotation, molecular function: ATP binding; microfilament motor activity; actin filament binding. The record is from RefSeq and is a predicted model, not a curated record.